CAUCGACCCCCACUUUCGUCCCAUCCUCCAUCCGCCCAGUUAGGAUCUGAGAGCUGCGCUGCUCAUCCAUCCCACAAGUACAGGGCAACCAUGAAGCUCGUCGGUAAAUACAUUGACAGGGAUCGCUCAGGCCAUGUUACGCUGCGUCCCGAGGACGACGAGGAUAUGUGGCACCUGUACAAUAUCAUCUCGGAGGGUGAUCGCGUCCGAGCACCUGCCAUCCGCCGGGUGCAGAACGUCUCCGCAACGGGAUCGACAGAGUCCCACCGCGUGCGUCUGAGCCUCACCCUUGCUGUCACCCGUGUCGCUUGGUCGCCGUCCACCGCCUCGGCGAGCGACCCCUCGUCUGCCGAUGCGUCUAGCAGCGCAAGCCAGGCGACCGCGUCCUUGCAAAUCACAGGGCGAGUUGCGGUGGAGAACCCCCACGUGAAGAUGGGUGCGUUCCAUACGCUCGACCUUGAGGCCAAUCGAGACGUGCGAAUUGAGAAGGAGGAGGGAGGCUGGGACAGCGUUGCCCUUGGACGAGUGGAAGAGAGCUGUGUCCCAGGACGAGGCGCCGAGGUCGCCGCUGUGGUCUGCGGAGAGGGAAGUGCAAUCUUCUGCCUCCUCUCAGAACACAUGACUGUCAUCCUCCAACGCCUCGAAGUCCCCAUCCCGCGCAAGAUCGCGACCGGCAGCUCCGGGCACGAGAAGGGUCUCACGAAGUUCUACUCCUCACUAUACGCUAGCUUCCUCCGACAUAUACCUUUCUCCAACCCCGGGCUACGGGCGAUCGUGAUCGCAUCCCCAGGCUGGGUGCGCGACGCGGUCCUUGACUACAUCAUGGCGGAGGCGAGUCGGACUGGAAACAAGGCACUCAUGGGUGCCCGAAACAAGUUCCUGAAGGUGCACGUCAAUAGCCCGCACGUGCACAGCUUGGUCGAGGUACUCAAAAGCCCGGAGAUCAUAUCGCAGCUGAAGGAGACCAAGUUUGCGCGAGAGGGGAUGAUGCUUGACAAAUUCUUCAAGAUGCUGGGCACCGACGAGAUGCGUGCUUGGUACGGCCCAGAUCAUGUUGCCCUCGCAGUCGACCGGGGUGCCGUCGGGACGUUGCUGAUUUCAGACGAACUUUUCCGCGCGAGCGACGCGGGGCUCCGCAAGAAGUAUGUCGCGCUCGUAGAGGACGUUAAGCAACGCGGCGGCGAGGUCCUGAUUUUCUCGAGCAUGCACGAGUCCGGGCAGCAAUUGAAUCAACUGACCGGCAUUGCGGCAUAUUGACGUACCCAUUGGAUGUGAGGUUGUCGAGGCAGAAGAGCGAGAAGCGAAGGAGAGGAGGAACGAAGGAAAGCGGAAGAAAUGGGGACGCGGAAGCCUCGAGUUGAUCGCCUUGGUUUCUGUAGCCAAUGUUUCAGGCAAUGUAUCGAUAGAGAACGUUUUGGAUACUGUAGCAGAACUGAUACAUGUUUUCUAUGCUGCAAAUGCAACUGGCUACGCUCAGUGGUUU
Messenger RNA from Fomitopsis serialis, 1483 nucleotides. RefSeq names its product eRF1 domain 1-domain-containing protein. The record is from RefSeq and is a predicted model, not a curated record. Lineage: Eukaryota; Fungi; Basidiomycota; Agaricomycetes; Polyporales; Fomitopsidaceae. Gene Ontology annotation, cellular component: cytoplasm. Gene Ontology annotation, biological process: nonfunctional rRNA decay; ribosome disassembly; nuclear-transcribed mRNA catabolic process, non-stop decay. Bases 91 to 1257 code for a protein of 388 amino acids. The transcript has 8 exons.